AUGGACGCCGAAAUGGCCGAAGUUAAAGACCACAGCAUUAUGGACCAGGACGAGCAGCAGCUCCACGAUGAGCACCACCACCACGACGAGCACCACCACGAGCACCAUCUUCACCACCACCAUGAGCUCGAGCACGAGCACGAGCACCAGGGCGAGGAUGACAAUAUGGGCGAGCCCAUGGGCGACGAGCACGACGUUGGCGUCGAUCAGGAGCAGGACCCAGACACACAGCAGUAUGAUCAGCAGUACGAUGGCAGCUACGUGCAGCAAUACGAGACCGGCGAGGAGGGCGCCGAGGGCAUAUACGAGGUGCAGGGCGCCGUCGAGGGCGAGUAUGAGCAGGACCCCGACUCUGUCGCCUACGACGUGGUUGUUGACGCGGCCGCUGCGGUUGCCUCGGCUGCCGCUGCCGCCGCCGUGCCCGGCGAGCAGGAGUAUGGCGAGCAGCAGGUGGGCGACGGCCAGGAGUACGCGGACCAGCAGGUGGGCGACGGCGGGCAGGAGUACGCAGACCAGCAGCACGACGGGUACAUGGAUGACCCCAACGCGCACCAGUACGGCGAGCAGGACCUCAACGGGCAGACCGAUGACCAGGGCGAGUUGGUAGACGACCAGACGCUGGCGGCGCACCCGGCGACUUCGCGCGAGAUGGAGGUCGCCGAGUCAAUGGUCAUUGACAACGAGCACGGGAUGAGCUCCGAGGUGACGCAGGCGAUGACGCGCUACGACUACACAAGCAACCCCGAUGGGCUGCAGACGCUGGCGGCGACCAGCUCAGCGGUCACAGCGCAGAACAUGAUGGAGACGCCGACGCGCGGACACCACCACGGUAUGGACAGCUCAAUGGGCAUGUACCACGGGCAGAAGCCCAUGAUGCCCAAGUUCAACCGCGCGCGCAACUGGUCCAACGAGGAAACCAAGAUCCUGCUGGCCGAGCUCGAUCGCAUUGUUAAUAACAACACGGAUGACCGGCGCGAGACAGUGCUGCGCUCACACUCGACGUACGAGGAGAUCGCCGAGGCGCUGCGCAACAAGGGGUACAGUAGCCGCGACGGGCAGGGCUGUAUGAUCCGUUGGCGCAACCUGCUGCGCGUGUACAAGCAGCUGCGCGCAUCGAUGGUCGACGGCAAUCCACCGUCCAGCCACCCCAAUAUGCAGUACGCCAGUGCUAUUGAGGGCAUCUACCGGUUCCCGCCCGACGGCAUGCCCUAUAUCCACAACGAGGGCUCGCCCUCCCUGGAGCAGUCACCCGGCGCACAGUCGCGCACAUGGUCGCAGGCCAACGGUGGAUCGUACGAGACUCCUGCGCGCAAGAGGGCGCGUGAGAUCAACAUGAUGUCCGAGAACAUUGAGCAGGUCGACCAGAAGCUUGAGCAGACCAUGGAGUACGUUGGACAGCAGAACGAGCUGCUGCGCUCGCUUGUUGACCGGCUGUCACGCUCCGAAGAGGCCCUUAAGCAGACUGAAGCGGCCCUGGAGUCCCUUAAUGCCACUAUUACUGAGAAGGAUGCCAGGCGCGAUGAGCUCGAGAAGCAGCUGCUGGCCACACUGCAGGCGCUGUCCCAUGUUAUUGCGGCAAAGAAACCCGAGGAGCAGCAGUAA
Molecule: messenger RNA, 1602 nt
Organism: Kickxella alabastrina
Lineage: Eukaryota; Fungi; Kickxellomycota; Kickxellomycetes; Kickxellales; Kickxellaceae
Exons: 1
Coding region: 1-1602 (533 amino acids)
Source: RefSeq, a predicted model, not a curated record